Molecule: messenger RNA, 4000 nt
Organism: Drosophila simulans
Lineage: Eukaryota; Metazoa; Arthropoda; Insecta; Diptera; Drosophilidae
Product: opsin, ultraviolet-sensitive
Exons: 4
Coding region: 845-2296 (483 amino acids)
Biological process (GO): G protein-coupled receptor signaling pathway; visual perception
Cellular component (GO): membrane
Molecular function (GO): G protein-coupled receptor activity
Source: RefSeq, a predicted model, not a curated record
UCCUGAAACUCAGUCGUACGCGAGUCCUCAGUCAGUCAGUUUCGAGCUCUGGGAUGCAACGGAUGCGGAUGCCUUAAAUCCCCGAGCUCUUUGGCGGUCUUAUUAGAAAUUGCGUAUACGCCGCGUGUUACCAAGUAAUUGCUUGACCAAAGCCACUACCUCGUCAAAGGAAGGGCUUAAAGCGCCACUUGCAUUUUUACGUACUACACAUAUAUAAAUUUUCCGGGUAAUCGGCGGAAAUUGAGUUAAACUUUUGUGUCCGGUUGGCGCCAGUUGGCAAUUGGUGCUGGCCAACUUUCAGACCCAAACGAUGACAAACUGAAAAGUAAACUUUGUAAAGACUCAGCUCCUUACAAAAAAAUUCAAGUGUUUCGGGAAAAAAUAAAAAAUUUUUGAUUUGAAAAGGACACAGUUUGGUGAAAAAAAAAAAAAUAGUUGCAAUGCACAAUGGAAAAUCAGCAAAGUGACCUCCAAGUUUACGAAAACAGAAAAUAACUCAAUAAAAAAAACUCAAGCAGUUCAGGGUCACCCGGUGGACAGCUAAUUGCAGCUAACCCCAUUGGCAUUUGGCAAACGGAAAAUGCAUCGUGACCGCUGCAACCACAUUGCACCACUACCGCCAGCAGCAUCAGCGCCACCACUUCCACCUCCAGCAGCAGCAGCAAGGGUAUCCGCAUCGCUGAAACCGAAUCUGAAGGCAUCCCAGUGGCGGCGACACACGGAAUCCUUGCCAAAUGCGGCCAAAUGCGAGGCGCUGGCAAGUAAAUAAGCGUAAUCCUUUGCGGGCACGUACCACCACUACCUCCUGUUCGGAGUAGCUCGUAAAUAUUUGGCCAAGUCAGUCAUGGAGGCCAUCAUCAUGACGACCCUGCCCAACCUGACAACGGAUGCUGGUGACAGCAGCUUCUGGCUAACCGGUGCCCUCUCGCUCUCCGAGAUGUUGGCCAACUCGAGCCACGGCCAUUCCACUGGGAGCACAACCUCGUCGGCAGGGAGUUCGGCCACCGAAUCAUCCGCGGUGAAUGUGGGCAAGGACCACGACAAGCACGUGAAUGACAGCGUUUCCACGGGUCUAAGCAAUUACAGUAAUUACCCCAGCUACAUUCACUACAGGGACAAGUACGACCUGAGCUACAUUGCCAAGGUGAAUCCCUUUUGGCUGCAGUUCGAGCCACCUAAGUCGAGCACCUUCCUGGUUAUGGCCGCCCUGUAUUGCCUGAUUUCGGUGGUGGGAUGUGUGGGCAAUGCGUUCGUCAUCUUUAUGUUUGCCAACCGCAAAUCUCUGCGGACUCCAGCCAAUAUCCUGGUAAUGAAUCUGGCCAUCUGCGACUUUCUGAUGCUCAUCAAAUGCCCGAUUGCCAUAUACAAUAACAUCAAAGAGGGUCCAGCUUUGGGAGACAUUGCCUGUCGCCUCUAUGGAUUUGUGGGUGGCCUAAGUGGCACCUGUGCCAUCGGCACCCUCACCGCCAUCGCCCUGGAUCGGUACAAUGUGGUGGUGCAUCCACUGCAGCCGCUGAGACGCUGCUCCCGCCUGCGAUCCUAUCUGAUCAUCCUGCUGAUCUGGUGCUACAGCUUCCUGUUCGCCGUGAUGCCGGCCCUGGACAUCGGACUAUCUGUCUAUGUGCCAGAGGGCUUCCUCACCACCUGCAGCUUCGAUUAUCUGAACAAGGAGACGCCAGCUCGCAUUUUCAUGGCACUGUUCUUUGUGGCUGCCUACUGCAUUCCACUGACCUCCAUUGUGUACUCCUACUUCUAUAUACUUAAGGUGGUCUUCACGGCGAGUCGCAUACAAUCGAACAAGGACAAGGCCAAGACGGAGCAGAAGUUGGCCUUCAUUGUGGCGGCCAUCAUUGGUUUGUGGUUCCUGGCCUGGUCACCGUACGCCAUCGUUGCCAUGAUGGGUGUCUUCGGCCUGGAGAGGCACAUAACGCCACUGGGAUCGAUGAUACCCGCGCUCUUCUGCAAGACAGCUGCCUGCGUGGAUCCCUACUUGUAUGCGGCCACACAUCCGCGGUUUCGUGUCGAGGUGCGAAUGCUCUUCUACGGACGCGGAGUGCUGCGCAGGGUCUCCACGACCAGGUCAUCGUACAUGACCCGAUCACGAUCGUCGUUCACCCACCGAUUGAGGACGAGCACCACCGGUGAGGGCGGAAUGGGUGAUCAUCGCAUGGAGAACUAUCUGAUGAACAACAAUCUGAUGAUGGUGCCCGAGGAGACGGAGGAGAACGAAGAGAUUGUCGUGGUGGCCGAGAUCAACAAUUCGGUUAGCAGCGUCAUGGAACAGAGUAAGUUCUGAAGGAUGACGAUUGCGCCAGUUAAGAGAACGGAAAUCCGGUCAAUCUGUUACGAACCUACUAACAUAAACAUUUUUAAUUAGUUUUAAGUUUAGUACAGAUAUAAUAUUAUAUAAUUUGAAAAUGAGUCAAACUUAUGAUCACGAUGAUACUGAAAACUUGGAUUGGAAAAGCUGAAGCUCGCCUGUUUAAUUACCAUAUUUUUCCAAUUGAAAAUUUCAAAACCUUUCCUAUCUCGAAAAGUAAACUGUUCGCUGUUAAUUGAAAAUGUUUGUGCACUGCACUGCAAGGCAUAUCAAAAUGGAAGCUAUCAAUAAUCGCAAAUUGAAUGGAUCGACUCAAGUUUCAUUGUUGGACUAAACUAAUUUGUAUGUAGGAAUAAUAGACCGAACUGAAAUCAGCAAUGGCAGCAAAGUAAUUUCGCUCGGCAAUGAUAUAUGCCAAUGGCAUUGUUCAUCUCUGACUGAAUGCGUUGUCAUUGAUGGGCCUACAAUUGAAAUGAAAAUGAAAAUAAUAAUUAUAAUAAUAAAUAGAAAUGAAGCAGGGAAAUCCGCCGAGCAGUGGGAAAUUGACAAGGCACAACGACGACACAGUGGUGAUAGUAAACAUAUUUAAUGAGCUUAUGUGAUGUUUAGACAGGGGGAGUAGGCGAUCGGAGCAGGGAAUGGAUUAGUUAGUCGAUAUAUACACACAUAUGUAUAAGACAUCGGAGGAUGGCAGGCCUAUUAGAGAGGCGGGGCCGAAAUUAGUACAAAGAUAGUGGGGUUAGGGGUCGAAGUGGAAAUUCAAUAGGCAGAUUAGACAUAAUUUCAGGGAAAGCCACUCGGAACCAAGGUCAAGCCGUGGUAUUGGAUGUGCAGAUUGUUUGCAUUGUAGUUUAAUAUUGGGAUAACUCACAAUCAAAGCAGCCUGCGGACAUCUUGUAUUUCUGAAAUGGAGUCAGCAUUGUGAUGGCCGCCAUUCAAAAGUUAUUGACAACUUAAGCUAAUUGCGUUUAUGUCUCGAUGUCUAAUCCGAUGGUUCUCUCAGUAUCUUAUAGGUAUACUACAUAGAUUGUAUACAAUGUCUACUCUAAAGAAUCUAACUAAGCAAACGACUUUGAUAAAGUCAACGAGUACUUGUACCUGUAAGAAAUGUAAGAACAACAAAAAAAAAGAAAAACACGAAAGUGCUAGUAAGCCAAAUAUAUAACGAAUUUAUACUCUUGAUACUUACUUAGCCGUAUCAUUUUAUAUACAUAUGUAUGUACAUGUAUAUCGGGGAUAACUGGCCACAAUGGGCCAUAGAACAAUGGUGGCCCCAGUUGAAUAAGUCCCGGGCAGCAUUUUAAUUACUAGAACACAAAUUUAAGCCAUUGUUGCGACAAACUUGUAUAUUUCCUUCACUACGUGAACGAACAAUGGACCCUGCUAUUUGUAAUUGUGCUCAAAAUGAAAUUGCAGAAAAAUACUUACUAAGACGACACGGAGUGGGGAUAAACAAAGAGAGAGCGGGGGCAAAACCAUUUAAUUAGCAUAUUUAAAAUGCACUUUGACAUCAAUUUUGUGUGUGCAUUGUGUGUGUGUGUGUGCGUGUUUCACUUAAGCAGCUUGUAUUCAAAUUAGUUUAACUCAGUAAUUGUUUGACAUGCAGUACCUAUUGUUUUUGUUAUGGCGGUAAAUGUUAAAAAACCAAGCAACUCGAAAUAAAUGUGCAAAAACUUUAAA